CAGCAAACAGUGACGCAGAGUCAGACAGUUUUUUUCUCCAUCUUUUGCAAAUAGCAAGCAUCUUCUUUCGUCACUUUUUCAAAGCGGAUUUUUUUUACACUAUGCCACGAAAGAAAGUGGGUUCUUUGAAGAGGAAAUGCCCCCAGCGCAUCGCACCUGACGCCAUGGACCUUUCGAACGAAGAUGAAGAACAUCAGGGUAAAGAUGUCAACAGUGACCUUUCUAUUGAUGCAGUGGCACCUCCAGAAGCAGGGCAAUUUGGUGAGUCUUCCUCCUUGGAGGAAAAAGACAAGCUGAAGGUCAUGGCCCAAGAAAUAAAGGCACUUGAAGAGGAACGAGAUUUUCUCCGUCAGACUGUCCUAAAACUCUCAAAGAGAGGAACAAAAAAGGAAGCAAAGAAAAACUUGGAUACAAGCACCGAUUGCACCACCAGUGACACUGAUGAGGAGUCCCUGAGUUCUUCCUCUUCAGAUUCAUCUAAUAGUGACAUUCCUCGGAAGAGGAGAAGAGGUCAUAAAAAGAAGACAAAGCGGGCUAGCAAGCCAAAAUCUACCAAGCACAGCUCACGUGCAACAACCCCAGAUGAUGUACUCAAGCGGUACAAUAGAGUUUUUCAUGCCUUCAAGAAAGAAGGGAGCAUCAGUAAGGCAUGCACCAAAGUUGGAGUUGACCGAAAUACACUUGCAUUAACAGCUGUUCUUGCUGAAAUACAGCUUGUUGAUCCAGAGUUUUAUCGAAGCAUCCCGAAAUUUAAAGCCAAGGAGGAGAAACUCUGCGACUUUGCAAAACGGUGCCUGCAGUCACUGACAGCAGACCUGAGGUCUACCAUAGAAAAUGCCAAAAGAGAGCGUAAACUGCUGCCGAUAACAUAUAAGUUGAGAUAAAAACAUGCAACCUCCAAGCUGCUUUAUCAUGCUUAGAUGUUUUUGUAUGAGGUAUAUUUUAUAAUUUAUGUGUAAUUCAUUUAACAUUUCUUGCUCCACUGCCAUUUCACUUAUAACUGUUUUGAUUUAAUUACUGAGGUACAAAUUAGUAAUAACAUGAGUAUAAAAACAUUUUGGUGGUUUCCAACAAAAUCAGUAUUACAUAAUUAGUUUCACAGUGGCAGAAUUAUUCUUUUUAGAUUUUUCUAUUUUUGUUAUAAGCAGUCUAAUGGACCUCAUGCUGUUCUAGUGUUAACCCUGCAGCAG
This is a messenger RNA of Paramisgurnus dabryanus, 1190 nucleotides long. Lineage: Eukaryota; Metazoa; Chordata; Actinopteri; Cypriniformes; Cobitidae. The record is from RefSeq and is a predicted model, not a curated record.